Molecule: messenger RNA, 1190 nt
Organism: Tigriopus californicus
Lineage: Eukaryota; Metazoa; Arthropoda; Copepoda; Harpacticoida; Harpacticidae
Product: failed axon connections-like
Exons: 1
Coding region: 236-1117 (293 amino acids)
Cellular component (GO): cytoplasm
Source: RefSeq, a predicted model, not a curated record
UCCUUCGAACGAACCAAGUGGACAUGUCAUUGCUAUUCUCAUUAUCGUUAUCUCCAACCUUCAGUUAGUUGGACAGUGUCUACAUAAUACAAGAGGUUUUGCAUUAUAUCUGAAGGCCAAAUCGAGCCUGGCCUGACCUUCAUCCUCAUCCUGCGCCCACUGAGGUACUAAAUUCAAGCUUCCCAACUGAUGUCACAGGUGGUUUAGCUUGAGUCAUUAUUAGCCGUAGAUCAGCAUGUCCAUGGUCGUGUUGACCUUGAUCGUGUUGGCGGCGGGAGCGGGGGGAUGGCUUUGGUGGUCCCGGCGCUCCGCGGCUGCCAAGCCCGCCUUACACGUCCCCAAUUGGGUCAAGGACACGGUGUACCUAGUGCAGGUGUUGCCUUCCCCGCAAGUGCGCACCAUUUCGCCGUUCGCCCUCAAAUUGGAGACGUGGCUGCGCAUGGUGGGCCUCAAGUAUGAGAACGUGUACACGCUCAAGACCGGCUCCAAGGGUCAAACGCCUUUCAUCGAGCUCAACGGGACCGAGAUCCCCGACUCGAACCUGAUCAUGAAGCACUUGACCCGGGAAUUUGACCUCCAGCCCGAGGGUGCGUAUUCGCCGCGGGAUUUGGCCAUGGCUCAUAGCACGCGCAUCAUGGUCGAGAAUCACCUGGCCUUUAUCGGCUUCUAUUGGCGCUACGGACGCCCCGAGCGCUACCAGUUCAUCAUGAAUAACUUGGUGGACGUGUCGGAGUUACACCCGCUGUUAUUGCGCCUGGCGGGCGUUCUGUUUCCGCGCCUGAUCCGCUUCCGUAUGUACAUGACCGGGAUCGCCCGCCAUUCCUAUGAAGAGAUCGAUCAGUUCUCGUUCGAUGACCUGCGGGCCCUCUCUGUCCAAUUGGGCGAGAACCCGUUCUAUCUGGGCGCGGAGCCGUCGUCCAUUGACUGCACCCUCUUCGGACAUUUGGCUCAAUUCCUGUACAUCCCCAUGGACUUCCCACAAAAGGCGUUCAUCCACCGGGAAUGUCCCAAUCUGGUGGCCUAUGUCGAGCGGAUCAAGGCCAAGUUCUGGCCGGAUUGGGAGGCGAUGUGCAGCAUGGAGUGCACUCGAGGCAAGAAGGGACUUCCAAUGUUUUGAUUGCGCUUGUUAACAAGUUUUAUUCAAGUAGCAAUUACUUCCAGUGCCAAUAAAAAGUGAUUUUUGACAGGUU